AGCUGGCUGUUGGAGCUGGCGCAACGCGACGGGCGGGGCUUGGAAGUUUGUUUCCGAGUUCGGAGCCCAGGAGUCCCCGCGACCGUCGUGCAGGUGCCCUCCGCCGGGGUCGGGAUGGAGCUGCCCGCCGUGAACUUGAAGGUUAUUCUCCUGGUUCACUGGCUGCUGACAACCUGGGGCUGCUUGUUGAACUCAGGCUCCUAUGCCUGGAGCAACUUCACUAUCCUAGCCCUGGGUGUGUGGGCUGUGGCCCAGCGGGACUCUGUUGAUGCCAUAGGCAUGUUUCUUGGUGGCCUGGUGGCCACCAUCUUCCUAGACAUAAUCUACAUCAGCAUCUUCUACCAGAGUCUUGCCUCCAGCGACACUGGCCGCUUCAGUGUCGGCAUGGCCAUCCUCAGCUUGCUGCUCAAGCCCUUCUCUUGCUGCCUCGUCUACCACAUGCACCGUGAGCGAGGAGGGGAGCUCCCACUCCGCCCAGAUUUCUUCGGACCGUCUCAGGAGCAUAGCGCCUACCAGACAAUUGACUCAUCAGAUUCGCCUGCAGCCCCCUAUGCCGUUGUGGAGGACAAGGGCCAGGCUGCCACCCGGGGGUACUGAAGAUGCCCCCCUCCCCAGUCUUCCUGGUGCCCAGCAGGAUGCUUGUCACCUCCUUUCUGGACCUGCAGUGGAGUGUCCUCCAUUCCCUGCCACAGAGGUAGCCUGAGUCAAGUACCUUGGAGGUCACAAUCCUCUGGCUUCCCAGCUAAGAAGAGCCAAGCCCUAACUCUCCAGGGAGCAACCCCUCCAACACACCUGCUAGCCCCUGGCUAAAACUGUGCUGCUUUCUCCACCUCCUACUCCAUAACUGUACCGUGCCCCUGCCCGACAGUGCUGAGUGCUGCAGGGCUACGCCUUAAGGGCCAGUGAUCGUUGCCUUUCAGGCUCUAAAAUGGUCCAGCCCUUCCUAGACGCUCUAGGAGCUUCUGGUCCUGCUCAGCCCGUCUCACUGUGUCUCUCACUGCCUGAUGGCUUGGUGCCUGGGGACCCCAGGCCUGGGGGCAAUAGGUCUGCGGAGGCCCCUCUCAGAACCCUGGCAUUAAAAUUCAGGGUUCUGUGGUUGA
Molecule: messenger RNA, 1100 nt
Organism: Cricetulus griseus (Chinese hamster)
Lineage: Eukaryota; Metazoa; Chordata; Mammalia; Rodentia; Cricetidae
Source: RefSeq, a predicted model, not a curated record